AUGGGAGACCUUAACGUGGUCGAGGACCCGGAUCUGGACCGCACCUCGCACUCUGGCUCCGCGGCGGAGAAUCAGAGGCUCCUGGACUGCUGGGGAAACACGGAUCUGAGGGAUGCUUUCAGACACAUGCAUCCGGAUAAAAUGGAGUACACUUUUUUCGCAAGGGCGACAAGGCUGCUGGAGAGGUUGACCGCCUGUCUGAGGGCAUACUCAAGGGAGGAGAGGAAAAGGGAGACGGCGACUAGGCUACACCUUACCAGCGAGGUAGAGCGGCUCAGGGCUCGGGUGACGCGCUAUCCGCACUGUCAGCGAACGGGUCGGAUCCUGCUCAGGAAGGAAGAGCUGCUGGAGGCGUAUGAGAGAAGCCACAAAGAAAAACUGCAGGCAUGGGCAGGUGUUGAAGCAGAGCUGGACGGGGAGGUGGCGUCGGGUAUCCUGUCGGCGCAGAUCAAAACUCGCAAGGCUAAGACAUCGAUUCGAGAAGUGUCAAGGAAUGGGAGCGUUUUCACAGGGGUGAAGGAAGUUCUCUCGGAAGCGACAGACCACUACCGCGAGGCUUUUGGUUGUCAUGGCGGUGGCGCAGUACCUGGCACAGUCGACCGUCCCAUGCAGCGUCGGCUGGGUGAAGAAAGCAGGAGAUCACUAAGCGCCCCCUGGACGGAGGAAGAGGUGCGGAAGGCAGUGCGCGAGCUCGCCCCGGGGAAGUCGCCGGGAGCGGACGGCCUGCCCAAGGAGCUUUUCGAUUACCACUGGGACUUGCUGGGGCCGAUACUGAUGGACCUGGUGAGGAGAUUUACGAGGGGAGAGGAUUUGCCGCAGAAUAUCACAACAGCGGUGACCAUCCAGCUACACAAAAAGGGUGAUAAAGGUGAUCUUGGGAACUACCGGCCGAUAACGCUCCUAAGCACUGUUUACAAAAUCGUGGCAAAGGUGAUGGCAAGCAGGCUCAAGAAAGUUUUGCAUGAGGUCAUCUCGGAGGACCAGUAUGGUUUCAUACCUGGUCGUCAGCUAGCGGACGCGGUGGCAGUGGUGGCAGACGCCAUAGAAGCGGGGGCAAACGGAAAAGAGGACUGGUUUCUGUUGAUGAUUGACUUCCAGAAGGCGUUUGACUCGAUCUCGCGCAACUUCCUCUUCAGCACGUUACGGAAGCUAGGGUUACCGGAGGAAUUUGUGUCCUGGACGGAGGGGCUACACAGGGACGCAGGGACGUGUUUGCACAUUAACGGAUGGACGGGGGAAAAAGUAGCGGUGGAGAAAGGUGUGCGUCAAGGGUGUCCGCUGGCGCCGUACCUUUUCCUCUGUGCGGUGGAGCCGUUGUGCCAAGAGAUCAAUCGGAACAAGCUGGGGGUCGGUAAGAGGGGCGUGGGUAAGCUGGCGUACCUGGGCUACGCUGACGAUACCUCACUCCUGCUGCAGGGGGCAGAGCAGCUCCAGACGGCGUCGAAGGUGCUGUCGGAUUUCGGGGAGGAAUCGGGGUUGAAGGUGAAUGAAGGGAAAACGGUGGUCUUCCCGCUGGGGAAGAACCGGGGGAAGCCAACGCCGCACGGUGUAAAAAACAAAUGGGCAGACAAAGAUGAUCCUGAGCGUCUGCUGGGGAUUUGGAUCACACCGAACGGCGACCCGACUCCAUCCUGGAACAAGGCGUUGGACAGAGCGAGGGGGGAAUUAGCGAAGUGGGAAAUGAAACAUCUGACCACAUCGGCAAGAGUGUCAAUAAUCAACAGCUACAUCGUGCCGAUCUUCCUCUUCCAGGCACAGGUUUACCUACCGCCGGAGGCCAUCUGGAAGAAAAUCCACAAACUGUGCCACACAUUUGUCUCGAAAGGAGAAGCGGUGGAGGAAAGGCGCUUCAUCUUCUGGAACUAUAAGUUGGCCUGCACGCCUCGGGAAGAAGGGGGGCUGGGGUUGUUAUGCCCGGAGCUGAGGGUAGACAGCAUCGCCAUCCGGAACGUCUGCUGA
Closterium sp. Yama58-4 is the source of this 1959-nucleotide messenger RNA. The record is from the annotation of a GenBank genome assembly. NCBI's taxonomy places the organism in Eukaryota, Viridiplantae, Streptophyta, Zygnematophyceae, Desmidiales, Closteriaceae.